GAUAAUUAUUAUUUGAAAUAUUAAAUUUUUUUUUUUAAUACAUAUAUUUUAUAUUUUUGAACAUUCUAAUAUACAAUUUAUAACUGACAUAUAUAGACAUUUUAGUCUUCAUGCAGAUUACUGAGUCUAUAUAACAGUAUUAACUAUAAUAACUAAAUAAGAACUGUCUAAAUAACUGACGAUUAUUGAAAUAUAUGAUAUCUUAGAAAUAUUAGUGAUUCUAUUGAUUUUUAAACAAUGUGUACUGUUUUGAUUUUUUAAACUAUUUUAUCAUACAGAGGGAAAUGAGAAAAUAAUAAUUCAACACUAGUAUUAUUUUAUAGGAAGAAUAAAAAACAAAAAAAUGUUGAAGUUAUUAAAAUUGCAACCAAGGUCUAUUGUUCGAACAAUUACAACCUUCCAAAAUAAAUUACCAGUUCAACAAAACUUGACAAAAUAUUUUCAAGAUAAAAUACGUAUAAAUGGCCCAAUUACAUUAGCUGAAUAUAUGCGAGAAUCAUUAAAAACAUACUAUAAUAGUGGAAAUGUCUUUGGGUCGGAUGGAGAUUUUAUAACAUCUCCUGAAAUUAGUCAACUUUACGGUGAAAUGGUUAUGCUAUGGUUGUUAAGCUUGUGGGAAAAAGCAGGGUGUCCAUCUCCUGUGAACUUAAUAGAACUGGGACCAGGAACAGGAGUAAUGAUGACAGACAUGCUAAGAUUAUUAAACCAAACUCAAUACAGCUCACUUGACCUUACCAUACAUAUGGUAGAAACAAGUAAAAAAUGUAGUUUAGAACAAGCUAAUAACCUAAACUGUUCAGAUGUACGGACAAAUUCCGACAAAUGUUAUUAUCAACACGGUAUAACUUGUGAAAAAUAUGGAAUGAAAGAAAUAUUCUGGUAUGAAUCAAUAGAUGAUAUCCCUAAAAAUACAUUUAGUUUAAUAGUUGCCCAAGAAUUUUUUGAUGCUUUACCUGUACAUAAAUUCAGGAAAAUUAAUGAAAAAUGGUGUGAAAUAGUCAUAGAUAUUGAAAAUGAUGUAAGUGGAACAUUUCGUUAUGUCUUGAGUAAAACAUCUACAACUACAUCCAAUUUAAUAUCUUCAAUAGAAUAUUAUAAAUGUUCUAAUUUUAAAAAUGAUACUGAAAUUGAAGUCGGACUGGACGCAGCUAUUGUGAUGCAGAAGCUAAGCGAGAGAAUAGUACUAGAUGGUGGAAUAUUUCUAUGCAUUGACUAUGGACAAGAUAAGCCAAUAAUUGAUACCUUUAGGGCUUUUAGUGGACACCAACAAGUUAAUCCAUUGCAUAAUCCUGGAACAGUAGACUUGACAGCAGAUGUUGAUUUUAGUAGAUUAAAAAAUGUGGCUGGAACUGAUGUCUUGGCUUUCGGACCAAUUGGCCAAAAUUUAUUUUUAGAGAAUAUGAUGAUUAAUUUGAGAUACCAAAAUUUGUUGACUUUAACAAAAAGUGAAAAAGAAGCAACAUCACUUACAUUUGGCUAUAAUAAAUUAAUGGAAAUGGGUAAAAAAUUUAAAAUAAUGGGAAUGGUACCAGCAACAAUGACACCAUUAUUAAAUGAUUCUCCAGUUAGUGGAUUUGGAUUAUAUAAUUCAACAAAAAAGUGA
Messenger RNA from Myzus persicae (green peach aphid), 1603 nucleotides. RefSeq names its product protein arginine methyltransferase NDUFAF7, mitochondrial. The record is from RefSeq and is a predicted model, not a curated record. The transcript is spliced from 7 exons. Gene Ontology annotation, cellular component: mitochondrion. Lineage: Eukaryota; Metazoa; Arthropoda; Insecta; Hemiptera; Aphididae. Gene Ontology annotation, molecular function: protein-arginine omega-N symmetric methyltransferase activity. Bases 344 to 1603 code for a protein of 419 amino acids. Gene Ontology annotation, biological process: mitochondrial respiratory chain complex I assembly.